Impatiens glandulifera is the source of this 519-nucleotide messenger RNA. RefSeq lists its product as uncharacterized. Lineage: Eukaryota; Viridiplantae; Streptophyta; Magnoliopsida; Ericales; Balsaminaceae. The record is from RefSeq and is a predicted model, not a curated record. The coding region runs from base 1 to 519 and encodes 172 amino acids. The transcript has a single exon.
AUGGUGAAAAUGUUUGAUUCUUCUUCAUCUUCUCCAUUUGAAGCUUUUCUUUUCACCUUCAAUUUCUCCACCAUUCUCAACAAUGUCUGUACAUGGCUUGCACUUAUAACAGCCACCUUCACUUUCCGGCGAAUCAGAUCUUCCUCCUCCACCACCGCCGGGAAACUAUUCUCCACUCCGGCCAACGAUCAAAACAACCGGCCGGAUCCUCUGCCGGAUUCUCAUCUGCCAUCGGCCGCCGUAGUUCCCAGUUGGUUGUCUGCAGAGACGUCGGAAAGUUCGACAAUGGGGAAGUUUAAGGAAUACUAUGAUAGAGAUGCUAACGAGGAUGAUGACGUAUGUGUCGGAGAAAUGAUUACGUCAUGUUGCCGGAGAUUUGACGUCUUUAGGUUUCCGGUCGAAUGUGAGAAAAUGUUGAGGUUGAGGAUGAUGGAAUUGAGUUGGUAUGAUUUUCAGGAUUUAACGGUUAUUGAUGGUAACGUCGUUAAGUUUUGGACGGCAGGGGACUUACACCGUUAA